GAAAGAGAAAAGAAGGCAGGCAGCAGUACGAGUGACUAGAUCAGUCUAGCAGUAGCAGUGAGAUCCUAUAAGACGGCGAAUCAGUGGUGCAUGUCCAUACCGACAGUCAGCUCGAGAAAUACCCACAACAAGACGAGAUCUAUCGGCAAUCACCCGACCUAAGGGCGUCUGAUUGCUUGCCUCAAUCCAACCUCGUACAAUACUGAACAGCCACGCAAGAUGAAUCAAGCAGAGUCCAUCUACUCGUCUCCUGCUCCCACGUAUGGUGAACAGCUCGGCAGCCACAAUGGCCCACACGAUGGUGCGCCAAUGACGGCGGACAAUCUCGCCAUCGCAGAUGAGAAAAGGACCCGCGACUCAAAGGAUGAAGAGGCGACCAUGAUAGGCAAAAUUGACACUGCAGCAGCGACGACAAAGGUGCGCGAUGAGGGAGAAGAUUCUUCGAUCGGCGACAGGACGGCCAUCGAGACGAAGAACCUCACCUGGGUCCAAGCAAGCUUCCUGCUUCUCACCGAGUACAUCGUUGUCGCUAUCCUGUCCUUUCCUCAAUCGUAUGCCGCACUCGGGCUUGCAGGCGGUCUGAUCACCACCGUCAUCGUCGGCGGCGUCGUGCUUGCGACUUCACUCAUCUUGACAGAUUAUUGCAUCGCCCAUCCAGAAUUGAUCGACAUCUGCGACAUCGCGUACGAACUCUUUGGUCACUCACGGAUUGCGUAUGAACUCGCUGCAAUUGGUUUCUUGCUCAACAAUGUAUUUAUCAUGGGCCUGCACGUCGUCAUCGGCUCAGUAGCACUCAACACGCUGACCGACCAUCCGUUCUGCACGCUCAUCUUCUCGGCGCUUAUCACCGUCGUCACCGGCUUUGCAUCUCUUCCCCGCAGUCUUUCGCAAGUUUCGUACCUCGGCAUGAUCGGCGCAUUCUUCAUGGCCAUCGCGCUCCUGCUCGCUCUCAUCCUUGCCGGCGUCGAAUCAGCUCCGGCCAUGUAUACCGGCGCAGAGAAUAUCAAGCAUGUUGGAGGUUUCGCUCAUAGUGGUACCACCUUCGUCGUUGGCUUCAGCGCUGUUCUCAAUAUCAUCUACACGUUCGUCGGUCAGAUCCUGAUUCCAUCCUACGUCAGCGAGAUGAGAGAGCCAAGAGACUUCAAGAAGGCGCUCUGGAUCGUCACAAUCUUUGAGAUUGUACUCUAUGGCGUCGGAGGCUCAGUGAUAUACUACUAUGUCGGCUCAGAUCUGAUCGUCUCGCCUGCCUAUGGUGCUCUUCAGUCGAAAUAUGCCAAGAUCGUGGCCGGAUUCACGCUACCGACGAUCAUCGCUGUCGGCAUCGUCUAUAGCGUCAUCACGAGCCGCUUCAUUUUGUUCAGAAUAUUCGAGGCCAGCUCGAUUCACCGCCGCGCACAUACAGUCAAAGGCUGGGUUGUCUGGACCGGCAUUGUCAUCACUCUCUGGGCGUUUGCGUUCAUCAUCGCGGGAGCGGUGCCAUUCUUCAGCGAUUUGCUGUCGCUCUUGUCGUCACUGUUCGAUUCGUUCUUCGGAUUCAUCUUCUGGGCAUUUGCAUACAAAUCGCUCAACAAAGGCAACCUCUGGUCAAGCCCAGCCCGCAUCGCUACGACAGUCUUUUACAUCUUCGUUCUGCUCACAGGUCUAUUCAUGCUGACCGCAGGCACAUAUGCAAGCGCAGAGAGCAUCAAAGCGAGCUACAGCGACGGGACUGUCUCGUCGCCCUUCAGCUGCGCCAAUACGGGCUACUAAUCAAUGCGAAGACGACAUAUAUACACGCACCCAUACUCAAAAGCAGUCUAUCAGUCAUGUUGUGCACAUAGAAAUUGUCAACUUGCGAUGGGCGCGCGGCCGCAACACGGCAAGAUUGCGAUGUCGGACUUUGCGCGCGAUGGUUAAUUAGAUGCGGGGUUGUUUCUCUGACUGCACGUGGC
Molecule: messenger RNA, 1931 nt
Organism: Mixia osmundae IAM 14324
Lineage: Eukaryota; Fungi; Basidiomycota; Mixiomycetes; Mixiales; Mixiaceae
Exons: 5
Coding region: 220-1749 (509 amino acids)
Biological process (GO): amino acid transmembrane transport
Cellular component (GO): vacuolar membrane
Molecular function (GO): amino acid transmembrane transporter activity
Source: RefSeq, a predicted model, not a curated record